AUGCGAUGCUUGAAAUCCAAGGUCAAAUGCGUUCACAAGGGUAGAUCGCCUUGCCAAAGAUGCGUUCGAGCAGGUUUCGCAGGGUGCCAGCUCACGAAGCCCAUCAGAAAGCCGAUUGUCAGGGCAACGCGGCCGCAACUAGAGUCCAAUGGCAUGCAGUCCUUCCAAUCGCAGAGCCUCGCAGGAAGUCCUCGGCUUUCGGCAGACGCGUCGGCAAACCAAAGUCGCCUUGUUCUCGGCCAUGUUGGUACAGCAGAUAUCGACGAACAUGUAUCUCAAAUCUCCAUGAGCAGGAAACUAGCGAUACUCAAAACGUUCGCAAACCAGUACCCAGAGCUUACCAUCAUUCAUGUCCAGACUUUGAUGGGUGGCUUCGCAUUUAGCCCAUGCCCACCGCAACACAGGAUCCUCUUUGCUGCUGUCCUCACCCUCACAAGGGCAAGACUUGCGCCAACAGAGGUACCAUGGGCAGAUACCCUGAGACCGCGAGAGGAGUAUGCUGAAUACACGAGAGCAAGACUUUCGGAGGUUCUUUUAGAAGCUCCUAAGAUCGAGUUUGUUCAAGCCUUGCUAAUAAUUACGCUUCACGAAUGGGGGACUAGGGACUUUCACAAGGCAUGGAUGUACUGCGGUAUGGCUAUACGCAUGAUGCAAGCGUUAUACAGCAUGCGUACCGCCCCAUUUCCCCCCGAUCCGACCUCUAAUGAUCAAGAUCAUGACCGAUACUCCCGAGCCAUUGAAACCAAAACGUACUGGGCCUGCUUCAUCAUAGACUGUAUGGUUAAUGCGGGUACAUAUAAUCCACCAAUGCUGCCCAUGUCCGAGAUGAGAAAGCUCAGGAUUGGUUGUCCAGUGAAUGCUCUUGAGUACGCGCUGGGUCAAAAACACCCAAAAGUCAGCGCUGCAUCCAACGUGGAGUUGUCACUUGGGAUAGCUCGAGGCUGUGAGAUCUUGGUCCGUGGCUUUGACAUCUGGUCACAGCUGAUGACCUUUGUAUUCAAUGACGGGCGUAAAGCUCCUGGAAUGUGUGCUCCACGCAACUGUCCCUGGGUUUCGAGCUCGCCCUGGGCAAAGGCUUCGAGUCGACUGGAAGCUUGGAGAGCGAUGCGGGAAGCGGACACCCACUAUCCAACAGCUUCUGUUGUGAUGUACGUAACAUUAGGGUAUGGGGAGGCAUUUGUGUACAUUAAUGUGCUCUACUACGUAAGCGUCAUCAUGUUGCGGCGAGAGUAUUUGCCCUUCCUACCUACUCCUGAGUCGCUCCCGUCCGGACCGACCGACCCCCCGUUGCUCGAAGCCGAAGCGCCUGAGAACUGGUGGGAGGACAAUGCAAGGCAGCUUUUCCAAUCUGCCGAGUAUAUCGCGAGGCUGCUCGAGGAGGCCUCUGAAUGUGGUGUCCACCUGAUGACUCCCUUUGCCGGAUUCUGUGCCUUCUCCGCCGGGUAUCUAUGUGCAUAUGUGCACUGGUUUCCUAAUAUGAAUCUCGGCCGCAGUCCAGAUGCAGGAAAAUGCUUGACUGUUUGUCUGAAGUACCUGAAAGAGUUUAAAAAGGUUUGGAGCAUUGCUGAAGGCUGGAUCAAUACCAUAGAGCAUGCCUCGCUGCUCUACAGACGGGCAGCAACCACGGGUCGUUACCGUGGAAUGUCAAGAGCUAACUUCAACGGCCUCCACCAGUCGUUGCAUGAGUUUCGGGUUGUCGAUAGGUCGGAACAACACAUGAAAGAGAUGGAUGGCGUGGAGCAAGCGACAGAUACGUCUCGGGAUCCUAUGGAUGACGUAGCAACAAUUACUGAUGACUCUCCAGACACCAAUGUGUUGUUGGAAAGCUUUUUACAUGAAGUGAACAGCAAUAUGGACGAGCAGGGGCCGUGGUCACAAUGGUGGCCGCCCAUGGAUGAAGCAACUUUUGCGUUGGAUGAAGCUCAUUGA
This is a messenger RNA of Clonostachys byssicola, 1929 nucleotides long. Lineage: Eukaryota; Fungi; Ascomycota; Sordariomycetes; Hypocreales; Bionectriaceae. The record is from the annotation of a GenBank genome assembly.